CGCCGCGCCGCGCGCCGCUCCGGGGAGCGUUCCAGGGCCUCGGGGUGACCUUGGCGGAAGAUACAGGUGUAAAGUUUCCCUUUCCUGUCACAUCUAAGCACACAAGCUACAUACAUUGUGCAAGAGUGGACCUGUUCUCACAAGAGUUGCCAUUUGAUGAGCUGAAGACCACCUCUUUUAUGAUUCAGGGGGCUGCUGCAUUGAGAGAGGUGGCUCACCUAGGCCUUCUGGCUUUCCUGUGCCCUGCGGUCCUGCUUUCACAACAGCAUGAGUGCAGAUUGGCUUGACUAUGGUUAUGCAGCACUGGUUGCUUCAGGUGGAAUCGUUGGCUAUGCAAAAGCAGGUAGUGUUCCUUCCCUAGCUGCUGGUCUCCUGUUUGGUGGUUUAGCAGGCCUGGGUGCAUACAAGCAGUCUCAGGAUCCAAAGGACAUUUGGCUUUCCCUGUUUGCAUCUGGAACCUUGACUGCUGUGAUGGGAAUGAGAUUUUAUAACUCAAGGAAAUUCAUGCCUGCUGGGUUAAUUGCUGGUGCCAGUCUGCUAAUGGUGGGCAAACUUGGGCUACAGAUGAUGGAGAAACCCCUUCAGCCAUAAUUGUGAAACAGACAAAUAGCAGAUUAAGAUGCUCAAUGAGACAGCUUUCGGAACACCCACUUGAAACAAGCAAUGAAGACAACUGAAAUUCUUGUGUAUGGUUUUUAAGUGCAGGAUCUGCAAGGUUAUUUGUAACUACCAAACCAGUAUGUUUCAGUUUCACCAGGUUGUUCUCUUUCUUGGCUUCUUUUGCAAAUUUGUAUAGAGACAAUAACUACAGAAUGUGUGCUUUGCUUGUUAAACAUGUAUAAAUUUAUACUAAUAGCUUUAAUCAUGCAUUGUUUUAAGCAUGUUCCUAAGCCACCCAGAGAGCCUAUAGCUAAAGGGGCAGCAUACAAAUUAAAUAAAUACAAAAUAAUUUUGAGCACUUUAAGAUCAUGAAUAAGGAAAAUGAUGAUGUUAAGCAAUAUCCUAUCAUGAAACAUGCUUGCUUAACUCGUACCUUGUCUCCCCAUCCCUAGUUCUGCAACUGUGUUUAAAAAAAAGAAUGUUACUUGCUGUAUACAGGAAUGCCUUAAUGGAAAUGUGUAUCUGUUCUUAAGUGGUCACAAUCAGGGUAACAUGCUACAGAAAACAGCCUAAAAUCAGUACUUUAUCCCUUUUAAUACUAGGUCAAAAGGGAUUCUUGUCAAAAGCCAUUGGAAUAAAUACUUACUAAUUUUAAAA
Molecule: messenger RNA, 1257 nt
Organism: Varanus komodoensis (Komodo dragon)
Lineage: Eukaryota; Metazoa; Chordata; Lepidosauria; Squamata; Varanidae
Product: transmembrane protein 14C-like
Exons: 6
Coding region: 268-591 (107 amino acids)
Biological process (GO): regulation of heme biosynthetic process
Cellular component (GO): mitochondrial membrane
Source: RefSeq, a predicted model, not a curated record